AUAUGGAGGAGGGAGUCCAGAAUGGUGUGCACCAGGAAGACCAAAACUUUGGUGUCCACUUGCGUGAUCCUGAGCGGCAUGACCAACAUCAUAUGCCUGCUUUACGUGGGCUGGGUCACCAACUACAUCGCCAGCGUGUACGUGCGGGGGCAGGAGCCGGCGCCCGAAAAGAAGCUGGAGGAAGACAAAGGGGACACUCUGAAGAUUAUUGAGCGGCUGGACCACCUGGAGAAUGUCAUCAAGCAGCAUAUCCAAGAGGCUCCUGCCAAGCCUGAGGAGGCGGAGGCUGAACCCUUCACAGACUCCUCACUGUUUGCGCACUGGGGCCAGGAGCUCAGCCCUGAAGGCCGGCGUGUGGCCCUGAAGCAGUUCCAGUACUAUGGCUACAACGCCUACCUCAGUGACCGCCUGCCCCUCGACCGGCCCCUGCCAGACCUCAGACCCAGUGGAUGCCGCAACCUGUCGUUCCCCAACAGCCUACCGGAAGUGAGCAUUGUGUUCAUCUUUGUCAACGAGGCUCUCUCCGUGCUGCUGCGCUCCAUCCACUCAGCCAUCGAGCGCACGCCCUCACACCUGCUCAAGGAGAUCAUCCUGGUGGACGACAACAGCAGCAAUGAGGAGCUGAAGGAGAAGCUGACAGAGUACGUGGACAAGGUGAACAGCCAGAAGCCGGGCUUCAUCAAAGUCGUGCGCCACAGCAAGCAGGAAGGCCUCAUUCGCUCCAGGGUCAGUGGCUGGCGGGCUGCCACUGCCCCUGUGGUGGCACUCUUCGAUGCCCACGUGGAGUUCAACGUGGGCUGGGCUGAACCCGUACUCACCCGCAUAAAGGAGAACCGGAAGCGGAUCAUCUCACCAUCCUUUGAUAACAUUAAAUAUGACAACUUUGAGAUAGAAGAGUACCCGCUGGCCGCACAGGGCUUUGACUGGGAGCUGUGGUGCCGCUACUUAAAUCCCCCCAAGGCCUGGUGGAAGCUGGAGAACUCCACUGCCCCAAUCAGGAGUCCUGCCCUCAUCGGCUGCUUCAUCGUGGACCGCCAAUACUUCCAGGAGAUCGGCCUGCUAGACGAAGGCAUGGAAGUCUAUGGAGGCGAAAACGUCGAGCUCGGGAUUAGGGUGUGGCAGUGUGGCGGCAGCGUGGAGGUCCUGCCCUGCUCACGGAUCGCCCACAUAGAGCGAGCCCACAAGCCCUACACUGAGGACCUCACAGCCCAUGUCCGCAGGAAUGCCCUCAGGGUGGCUGAAGUCUGGAUGGAUGAAUUUAAGAGCCAUGUCUACAUGGCCUGGAACAUACCCCAAGAGGACUCAGGAAUCGACAUUGGGGACAUCACCGCAAGAAAAGCUCUAAGGAAGCAGCUGCAAUGCAAAACCUUCCGGUGGUACCUGGUCAGUGUGUACCCAGAGAUGAGGAUGUAUUCCGACAUCAUUGCCUACGGAGUGCUGCAGAAUUCCCUGAAGACUGAUUUGUGUCUUGACCAGGGGCCAGAUACAGAGAAUGUUCCCAUCAUGUACAUCUGCCAUGGCAUGACACCCCAGAACGUGUACUACACAAGCAGUCAGCAGAUCCACGUGGGCGUGCUGAGCCCCACAGUGGAUGACGACGACAAUCGGUGCCUGGUGGACGUCAACAGCCGGCCUCGGCUCAUCGAGUGCAGUUACGCCAAAACCAAGAGGAUGAAGCUCCACUGGCAGUUCUCUCAGGGAGGCCCCAUCCAGAACCGCAAGUCCAAGCGCUGUCUGGAGCUGCAGGAGAACAGUGACAUGGAGUUCGGCUUCCAGUUGGUGCUGCAGAAGUGCUCGGGCCAGCACUGGAGCAUCACCAACGUCCUGAGGAGUCUGGCCUCCUGACCCACUUGGAGCCACCACCCGCCACCCCUUUGCUACUGUGUAGCACCUGCCACAACGUGGCCUGUUGUCCUCCGUGGGUUGUUUGGAGUCUGGGGGAACCAGAUUAGUGGGCCCCCCAAAAGAGCUUUUUAUUUGCUAUUCAAUUUUCAUGGAGUUUAUAGAAAGAUGCUGAAUGGUGGGUGAAGGUAUAAUAUCAUAAACUAUUUUGCAACUGGGAACUAAUGGAAAAUAUUUAUAACUGACAAUAAAAUACAAUUGAUUAAGAAAA
Messenger RNA from Chinchilla lanigera (long-tailed chinchilla), 2113 nucleotides. RefSeq names its product polypeptide N-acetylgalactosaminyltransferase 18 (gene Galnt18). The record is from RefSeq and is a predicted model, not a curated record. The transcript is spliced from 11 exons. The coding region runs from base 22 to 1845 and encodes 607 amino acids. NCBI's taxonomy places the organism in Eukaryota, Metazoa, Chordata, Mammalia, Rodentia, Chinchillidae. Gene Ontology annotation, cellular component: Golgi apparatus.